CCCCUGCUCUCCCGCCUCCCCCUUCUCCUGCUCCCUGCUCGUCGGCCUCCAAGAUAGAUUCCCUCAGGAGUAAGGUUGACCUGCUCAAGCUUCCCCUGGCCCUCUCCACCAAGUCCAUCUCCGAGCGCAAGAGCCAGCUGGGAGGAGUCGGCGAGCAACGCAGCACGGCGGGAGGAGGAGGAGGCGGGGCUCGUAAAGCCCGCUCACCGCCGACCCGAGACAUGGACAACGAGUCGCAGUACUCUGGCUACUCAUACAAGUCUUCCCACUCCAGAAGCUCCCGCAAACACAGAGAUCGGAGGGAUCGUCACCGUUCGAAAAGCAGAGAUGGCAGCAGCCGUGGAGACAAAUCAGUCACAAUUCAGACUCCUGGAGAGCCGCUGCUGGAUGCAGAGUCGACCCGAGGAGAGGAACGGGAUGAUAACUGGGGCGAGACCACCACGGUCGUCACCGGCACGUCGGAACACAGUAUCUCUAACGAGGACCUGACCCGCGUCACCAAAGACUUGGAAGAGUCGACUCCACUCGAGUGCAAACGCUUCGUGGGUCCGGCUCUGGGAGGCUGCCUGAGCUUCUUCGCCCUGGUCACACCUCUGGCCUUCCUCAUCCUCCCACAGGUGCUGUGGCGGGACGCCCUCGAGCCCUGCGGGACGCCGUGCGAAGGCCUCUACGUCUCUCUGGCCUUCAAGCUCCUGGUGUUACUCAUCUCCUCCUGGGCGCUGUUCCUCCGCCCGCCUCGUGCCACGCUGCCCCGCUUCUUCGUGUUCCGCUGCCUGCUGAUGGUGCUGGUGUUUCUGUUCGUGGCGUCGUACUGGUUGUUCUAUGGCGUGCGCGUGCUGGAGCCGCGGGAGAGGGACUACAGGGGGAUUGUGGAGUACGCUGCCUCUCUGGUGGACGCUCUGCUCUUCAUUCAGUACCUGGCGCUGGUGCUGCUGGAGGUGCGACACCUGCAGCCCGCCUUCUGUCUCAAAGUGGUCAGGAGCACGGACGGGGCCAGCAGGUUUUACAACGUGGGACACCUCAGUGUCCAGCGGGCAGCUGUCUGGGUGUUGGACCGUUAUUACAACGACUUCCCCGUCUACAACCCGGCUCUGCUCAACCUGCCCAAAUCCAUCCUGUCCAAGAAGAUGACGGGCUUCAAGGUUUACUCUCUGGACGAAAGCACCACCAAUAACUCCUCAGGACAGUCCCGGGCGAUGAUCGCAGCCGCUGCCCGGAGGAGAGACAACUCCCACAACGAGUUUUACUACGAGGAAGCUGAGAUGGACCGCAGAGUCAGAAAACGUAAAGCCAGGUUGGUUGUGGCGGUGGAAGAGGCCUUCACGCACAUCAAGCGUCUGCACGAAGAGGAGGUCGCCUCGUCCCCCAAACACCCCAGAGAGGUGAUGGAUCCCAGGGAGGCGGCUCAGGCCAUCUUCGCCCCGAUGGCGCGCGCCAUGCAGAAAUACCUGAGGACCACCCGGCAGCAGGCCUUCCACAGCAUGGAGAGCAUCCUCACACACCUGCAGUUCUGCAUCACACACAACAUGACGCCCAAGGCUUUCCUGGAGCGCUACCUCUCCCCCGGACCGACCAUGCAGUACCAGCAGCAGAACGACAGAGGGCGCCAGUGGACUCUAGUGAGCGAGGAGCCGGUGACCUCGGCCCUGCGUCAGGGUCUCGUCUUCUCCAUGCGACGCCUCGACUUCUCCCUGGUUGUCACGGUGACACCGCUUCCUUUCCUGCGGCUCGGGGAGGAGUUCAUCGACCCCAAGAGCCACAAGUUCGUCAUGAGGCUGCAGUCGGAGACAUCGGUGUGAAAAAAAAAACGUGGUGGCUCCUCUUUUUUUUUUUUUUUUUUUGAAUUUUCUCACGCAUGAGGCAGGACAUGUGGAGGCUAGACGAUCCUCUAAAGUCGAAUCAUUUUUACCAUGUCUCUGACACAAAACCCAUACAAGGAGAGGAGUGUGUGAGUCCUCCUCUACAGACGCUCUGAUAUCAAACUGUGAUCAGCUCUACGAUUGUCCAAACCUGGAAUCAAACGGAGGCCUUGACUUUUUUCCUCUUCGUGUUUUUACAUCUUUAUGACACAAUGUAAAAAAAAAAAAGAAAAAAAAAAAAAAAAAAUUCUAAAGGGGACUUUUUCUCUUUAAGCCUUUUUUUUUCUUUUUGCUGUAACCACUGGACUACUUUACUGUGCUGACUCAACACACACACACACACAAACACACACACUCACACACACACACCAGAGGAGGGGGGGGUGACAUCACACGUGUCACUUCCUCUUCCUCGUGUCUUAAAAAACAGACCUGAUCAGACUGCAACACUAAUGUACCACUGCCUCUCCGGUCCCUGUCAGUGUGACGUUUUUUUGACAGGUUGAGGACUUUUUCUAUUAAAGGGUGUGACUGUUUUUCUACUUACAGAAUGUAGCAUUAUGUGCGUUGCAUUAACACGAGGCUUUUCUGCGGCCUGAAGGCCAAAAACACCUUUUUUUUUUAUCUCACUGUAAAGAAACAUGGAAGAACAUUCCUGAGUUGUUGUUACUCCAGUCUUUUUUCUUUCUUUCAUGAUUGUCAACAUAUGCAGAUUUUGUUUUAUCCUACACUGGCUCUUUUACCGAUCAUUUUACAGUUUUAGCAAGACGACAAAACAAAGACCUCUUUUACAUCUGGUGUUAACAUAAAUGUGUAACUUAAGUUAUUCUGAAAUCUUCUUAAAGGGCGACACACACAACAUGAAAAGACCAGAAAACCAACCGUCUCUUGGCCAGCUCUUGAUGCUUUCUUUCCUUUUGAAGUUGUGAUCAGUAUUUAUACUAUUAUUCUAAGGUGUAAAUAAUGCAUCUACCUGGCAUGAUUUUAAGAAGCAAACUCAGAUCUAUUCAUGGCUUAUUUCUGGCCUUUCUUAAGAGGUUUUGAGAAUAAGAAAACUUAGAAUCUUAGAAUGUGCUAAGAUGUAAAUGCACACGGGAAAGAUCUACUUUGGGGUUGGCUAGAUUGUCUCUGGAGGUGGUCUUGACUGAUUUGCGUUUGGAUUUUUCAAAAGAAAAAAGAUAUCUUAAGAGUAAAUGUGUCCCUAACACAACCACUUCCUGUCAUUGUGAGCUGUCCAGCGGUCAAACUUGUGUUUGUUUCAAAACUCAGGUCUUAUCUAUAUCUAUAAUAUCUGGGAGGAGAUAUUUGGUUCUCAUGUUUUUGUGGUGACCAUGUGGCCUUAUUUAGGUGAAAAUAGACUAAGAGAUGAGGGUUAACCCUCCCCAACCCAUGCAACCUUUGGAAGUGUAAAACAGUGCUCAACUCUCUCCACUAAUGCAUCUUUGCUUUUGAUUAGUUGAAACGUACAAAUGUUACAUUUUAAUAAUAUAAGAUUGAUCAGAUUUUUUAAGGAUGAAACGAUGUCCCGGGCGUCCGUUGUGUUUUCAUAGUUCUCAAACUCUCAGCAGGGAUCGACCUUUAAUGUCUGAGAUAAAGAUGUUUUUUAGAAAAUUCUCAUGCCCAAAAGAUUACUUUUUUUUUUUUUAAAUGUA
This is a messenger RNA of Labrus bergylta (ballan wrasse), 3511 nucleotides long. RefSeq names its product vang-like protein 2. The record is from RefSeq and is a predicted model, not a curated record. Gene Ontology annotation, cellular component: plasma membrane. Lineage: Eukaryota; Metazoa; Chordata; Actinopteri; Labriformes; Labridae. Gene Ontology annotation, biological process: establishment of planar polarity; Wnt signaling pathway, planar cell polarity pathway; multicellular organism development.